Messenger RNA from Brassica oleracea var. oleracea, 1878 nucleotides. RefSeq names its product poly(A) RNA polymerase GLD2. The transcript is spliced from 9 exons. Gene Ontology annotation, molecular function: RNA uridylyltransferase activity. NCBI's taxonomy places the organism in Eukaryota, Viridiplantae, Streptophyta, Magnoliopsida, Brassicales, Brassicaceae. Bases 210 to 1727 code for a protein of 505 amino acids. The record is from RefSeq and is a predicted model, not a curated record.
GAGACUUUAAUGGUCCGUGUACUAAAAAAACCUUCGGUAGGGUGAGAGACUUCUCAUUGUCUCUUCAAGUGCAUCUGCUGUGUGCUCCAUAGAGAAAAUAUCAGUACGGACUUGCUGAUUUGAGGGUGUGAGUGGUGGAUAAACCCUAGAUCGGAUUUCGAUUUCUGGGUUUCUUCAACUCCUUCCAGAGAUUUCAGAAAACUACAACGAUGAACAGAAACCCUGUCUUGGAUCCUACUCUUCAAGAGAUUCUUCAAGUGGUUAAACCCACACGAGCUGAUUGGGACACAAGGAUCACCGUCCUUGAUCAGCUGCGCGAUGUUUUACAAACAGUAGAGAGUUUAAGAGGUGCUACUGUACAACCAUUUGGAUCCUUUGUCUCAAACCUCUUCACAAGAUGGGGAGACUUGGACAUCUCUGUUGACUUAUUCAGCGGUGCAUCAAUCUUGUUCACUGGGAAGAAGCAGAAACAGACUUUACUUGCACAGUUACUUCGAGCAAUGAGAGCUUCAGGUCUAUGGUACAGGCUGCAGUUUGUUAUCCAUGCGCGUGUUCCCAUUCUGAAAGUAGUCAGCGGCCACCAGAGAAUCUCAUGCGACAUUUCGAUCGAUAACCUGGAAGGGCUGUUGAAGAGCAGGUUCUUGUUCUGGAUCAGUGAGAUUGAUGGGAGAUUCCGUGACUUGGUUUUGCUAGUGAAGGAAUGGGCUAAAGCUCAUGAUAUCAACAACUCGAAGAACGGGACUUUCAACUCUUACUCUCUCAGUUUGUUAGUCAUCUUCCAUCUUCAGACAUGCGUGCCUGCUAUUUUGCCGCCACUAGGAGAGAUAUAUCCGAGGAGUGCUGUUGAUGAUCUGAAAGGUGAGCGAAAAACUGCAGAGGAAAGCAUAGCACAGCUUUCUGCUGCUAACAUAGCGAGAUUCAAAUCAGGUUCAUCAAGAUCAGUCAAUAGAAGCUCCCUCUCUGAGCUUCUGGUCUCCUUUUUCGCAAAGUUUUCAGACAUAAACUUGAAGGCCACAGAGCUUGGUGUUUGCCCGUUUACUGGAAGGUGGGAAAACAUAAGUAACAACACUAGAUGGUUGCCUAAGACAUACUCUCUCUUUGUUGAAGAUCCUUUUGAGCAACCGGAGAACGCAGCAAGGAGUGUGAGCCGCAAAAACUUGGACAGGAUAGCGCAAGUGUUCGAGAUGACGUCGCACAGACUCGCCACAGACUCUAACAGAAACUCCAUCAUUGGUGUUCUAACAGCGCCACACAUUUCAGAGUCUUUAGUCGGAACAGCAAACGUCCAAAACCAUCAUCAUCAUGCAAACGGUGCGCGCCAUCCCCACAAUCUGCAAGGUCAGGCUAGACCAUGGAACAACCAAUUGCAGCAGAACUGGUCGCAGAGCAACAACAUCCAGAAUCCUCCAUCCUGGCCAGGACCAGCACGGCCCCGGCCGCAACAGAAAUGGUCUUCUCAGAAUAAUCCCAGGAACAUGCGGCAGGGACAAGCACCUUUCCGAGGUCAAAGGCCUGUAGUAAUGACAGAAGCUCAAACGCAGCAACAGCAGCAGAAGAGUCAGUAUAAGAACGGGAAGCAGCCAAUGACAAAUGCACCUUCAGGUUCUAGUCAGAGUCAGGGUCACAUUGGUAAGCCACCAGGUCAAGUUAAUGGUGUGAGGUUUACAAGACCUGCUGGACCGAUAAGUCAAAGUCAACGCGGACAGAUGUGGAGGCCAAGACGCUGAGUAGUAAGUAUGAGUUGUGUAGACUUCGGUCCAGAGACUUAUCCUUCACGUUAUUUUGGACGAUAUUGUAAUUUUCACCAUGGUGAAAAAUUGUGAUUUUUUUUCUUCUUUUUUUUCUUCUUCUAAGGAUCGGAUCCUUUGUGACAAUCAA